Messenger RNA from Neltuma alba, 1531 nucleotides. Its product is annotated as probable mitochondrial adenine nucleotide transporter BTL3. The annotation marks the transcript as partial. The transcript has 3 exons. Lineage: Eukaryota; Viridiplantae; Streptophyta; Magnoliopsida; Fabales; Fabaceae. Gene Ontology annotation, biological process: transmembrane transport. The record is from RefSeq and is a predicted model, not a curated record.
AAGCCAAGGUGCUGCUGUGCUAAAUCUACUGUCGUCUGACGAGCACGGCACGGGAUAGUAGCAAAAAUUUGAAAGCACAGCGAGUAUAAUUUUGUCGCGGUGGGAAAUCUACUAUGCUCGGCGAUGAGAGCAAAGUAUGGUGCCCCAUUUUCGCCCUUCAUGCUGUGACUCUCAGCUUCACACAUUGUGUCCUCCAUUUCCAUUUGUUUUCUUGAGAAAGGGCUCAUGUCUUUGCAUUCAAUCGCCCUAGAGUCAACUUCACUGCUACUCCUUUAUUCAGAAAAUGCCACCGCUGGAAUUAUGUUGCUCACAGGAACAAUCUCGUCCUCCAGUUUUGUUCAAAUUUAAUUGCGAUGCCGCCUCGUUCAAUGUAGGCGGCUUGUUUCUCGAACCCACGAUACCUGAUUCCUUUACCCGUUUGAUUUCGUCUAUAAUUCCUCCCGGUACUGCUUCUUGUUCGGUUUCUUCUGCGCACUAUUCCCAGCAAUCUGUAGUUUUUGGAGGUUUCCGGAGACCGAGGAAGACCUCGGCUACGGUUGGUGGUUGGUUUUUGUCGGCGAGCUUGAGAGGGGGUAAAUUUGUUGGGGACCCCAAGGUAGAUGCGGUGCAAAAUGGAGAUGAGAGCUCCGAGAAGGCUGCUUUGUGUGCCAACCCAGCUGCUGAGCAAGGAAAGUCACAGAAGGUUAGGGUGCGAGCCGGCAGUGCUAUGAACGCCACCAAGCAUCUAUGGGCUGGUGCUAUUGCUGCCAUGGUUUCUAGAACCUGUGUUGCCCCACUUGAAAGACUUAAGCUGGAAUACAUAGUUCGUGGUGAACAGAAGAAUAUUUUUGAGCUUAUUAAGACAAUUGCGGCUUCUCAAGGAUUGAGAGGCUUUUGGAAGGGGAACCUUGUUAAUAUUCUCCGAACAGCUCCAUUCAAAGCAGUUAACUUUUGUGCUUAUGAUACAUACAGAAAGCAGUUACUCAGAUUGUCAGGAAAUGAGGAAACUACCAAUUUUGAGAGGUUUAUUGCUGGUGCUGCAGCUGGAAUCACUGCUACCAUUAUUUGCCUACCACUUGACACUAUUCGAACCAAGAUAGUGGCACCUGGUGGGGAAGCCUUGGGUGGUGUAAUUGGAGCUUUCCGCUACAUGAUUCGCACUGAAGGGUUCUUUUCUCUUUACAAGGGUUUAGUGCCCUCGAUAAUAAGUAUGGCUCCUUCUGGAGCAGUUUUUUAUGGAGUAUAUGAUAUACUGAAAUCUGCAUAUCUGCAUUCGCCCGAAGGAAUGAGAAGGAUCCAGAACAUGCGUAAACAGGGGCAGGAAUUGAAUGCCUUCGACCAGCUUGAGUUGGGGCCAAUAAGGACACUACUAUAUGGGGCUAUUGCUGGUGCUUGUGCUGAGGCUACUACCUACCCGUUUGAAGUGGUAAGGAGGCAGCUUCAAAUGCAAGUCCAAUCCACAAAAUUAAGUUCAUUAGCAACUUGUAUCAAGAUUGUUGAGCGAGGAGGCGUUGCAGCUCUUUAUGCUGGACUUAUUCCCAGUUUAUUACAG